Messenger RNA from Myotis brandtii (Brandt's bat), 1591 nucleotides. It is a transcript of the gene TMEM106A, whose product is annotated as transmembrane protein 106A. The record is from RefSeq and is a predicted model, not a curated record. NCBI's taxonomy places the organism in Eukaryota, Metazoa, Chordata, Mammalia, Chiroptera, Vespertilionidae. The transcript is spliced from 9 exons. Bases 174 to 932 code for a protein of 252 amino acids.
GGCUUCCCGAGGCCCCGAGUCAAAGCUGGGGCGGGUCCCUGGCUCCCGCACUUUCUAUUCCGCUUGCAGCCGUUUCUGUCGAGUAACCGCGGCUGAGAGAAGCCCGGAUCUGCGGUUUGAACCAGGAGAGGCCCCCGUUAUUUGGCCCAGGAAGUGACAAAGCCCCCUACACGAUGGGCGAGACGUUCUCCCAGCUGGGCUCUCAGGAGGACGAAAACAAGUCGAUCCUACCCCGUGAUUCAGCCAGCCAUGGUAGCAGCGAGUAUUUUUCUUCCUGUGCCCCUUGUGAAAGGGCUGCUAAUACCAGCUUUGUGACUUGUCCCACCUGCCAGGGCAAUAAGGAGAUCCCUCGAGAACUAGAGAAGCAGCUGGUGGCCCUCAUCCCCUAUGGGGACCAGAGGCUGAAGCCCAGGCACACGGAGCUCUCCGUGUUCCUGGCAGUGCUCAUCUGCCUGGUGACCUCCUCCCUCACCAUCUUUUUCCUGUUUCCCCGGUCCAUCGACACGCAGCCUGCAGGCCUCAACUCCUCCUCCACUGUGGCCUUGGACGAGACUGUCUACAUCAACAUAACGAAUAUCUUGAACAUCUCCAAUAGCAACUACUACCCCAUCACUGUGACCCAGCUAACCAUUGAGGUGCUGCACCUGUCCGUCGUGGUGGGGCAGGUCUCAAAUAGCCUCCUCCUCCACAUUGGCCCUUUGGCCAGUAAACAGAUGUUUUAUGCAGUAGCCAACAGGAUCUUGGAUGAAAACACAUACAAAAUCUGUAGCUGGCUGAAAAUCAAAGUCCACCAUGUGCUUUUGCACAUCCAGGGCACCGUGACCUAUAUCUGCUUGAGCCACUCAGAGCAGAAAGUCUUCCAGAGCUAUGAGUACGUGGACUGCCGGGAAAACACAUCAGGGCCCCACUUGCCGGUCCCUCACCUGCUGUGACCUGUCUGCUGUCCCCAAACUCUAGGCACCUGCCAGCCUGGUCUGUAUCUCUCACAACUCCGUGGGGCCCAAGGAGGACUGUGGUGACUUGGCCAAAGGAAAAGCCCUGCUUUAUCAUACCCUCCCACCCCACCCACACACAGGAAGCGCUCCGAUUCCCACAGGCACGGAAGCCAGGUUCUCCUGGGGGCUGCCACCAGGUCCUCCCCUGGGUCUGGCCUGAGGGAAGUCUGGCGUGAUGUUUCCUUGGAGUUAGAGUCCCUGGAGUGGCCCCUGCUCUUUCUGUUCUAGUUGCCCAGCUCCUCAGGUCUGGCCUUCCUCCUGCCUGAAUGUGAGAAAGCGUUGUAUCCAGCGUUAAAGACAUGAAUCUUUUCAGGUUCUCCACCUAGUGAUGGGAAAGCGACUUGGGGGGCAUGCAGUGCGGUCUCCAGGGUCUUUUGCAGAACACAGAUGCUCUCCUGUGCCUCCCUGUUUGGGUUGUGUGACAAAGUGAUGGUGAUGAUCGACUUUGCUCCUGGGAACUUGUCCCCUGCCCGUCUGACAGCUGGGUUGGCCGAGGCUCUGCAUCCUUCCUGGUUACAGACUGUCCUGGUUUCUAGGAAGACAGCUCCAGCUUCUUCCCCAUGAAACAGUUUAUUAUUCUCUUCAAAGCAGGAGCA